This is a messenger RNA of Corythoichthys intestinalis (scribbled pipefish), 3484 nucleotides long. RefSeq names its product dimethylglycine dehydrogenase (gene dmgdh). Gene Ontology annotation, cellular component: mitochondrion. Gene Ontology annotation, molecular function: protein binding; oxidoreductase activity. The coding region runs from base 465 to 3191 and encodes 908 amino acids. The transcript is spliced from 19 exons. Lineage: Eukaryota; Metazoa; Chordata; Actinopteri; Syngnathiformes; Syngnathidae. The record is from RefSeq and is a predicted model, not a curated record.
CGAGGUUCAAAACACGAGAACAUGGAGUUGCUCCUUGGUGGUGGCCUCCUUCUGCUGCAUGAGAUCCGCGUGACCUUUGGUGACCCCCCAGCCGUCCGGCGUGGACAUGGAGGGGCAAAGUGGGCGCCCGGACGCCGGCUUCAGCUUCUCCCAGUAAUCUCGGCGGGCCCUGGCGCAAAAGGCGACCUCUGCAAUCAGGAAGUCGACGUUCUUGCUGACGAAAACCUCCAUCUGCUUCUUGAAGAUGGCCUUGACGUCAUCCUGGCUCUUGCAGCUGAGGUAUGAAGGCGUCUGGGACACGCCGCCCGCCACUAGGGCGUCGCCCUCGUCGGCCACCUCUCUCGCCAGGUCGCACGCCGCUUCGUUGAUUUGUUGCCCCUGCGUGGAGGUGGGAAAGAAAGGGCGGGAUUGGCUUCAUCUUCUGUACCCGACGGCAGCUGUGGAUAUAAACGGAGCCACGGCGGAUGGGUGGCUGUUCAUCUCAAGCUCGGGUUCUCUACCAGAGGCCUUUAAGCCUGAGGGUCCUGCACAGUAUCUUUGCUGUUCCAAGGACUGCGCUCUUCUGGACGGAGAUGUCUGAUGUUUUUCCGGGUGUCUGCCGGAGCCACUUCUCCAGUGUGGAGGACACAGCCCCCACUGCUCCUAUGACCACAGGCACCACUGUUGCUUUCACCUUCCAGACGCUCUCCAGCUCUUGCUUGAGCCCUUGCGACGCGUUGGGCAAACGAUGGAAGGACACGGCCGAGACGGUUGUCAUCGGAGGGGGUUGCGUGGGCGUCAGCGUGGCCUACCACCUGGCCAAAAGCGGCAUGAAGGACGUUGUGCUGCUGGAAAAGUCUGAACUGACCGCAGGUUCCACUUGGCACGCGGCUGGGUUAACCACCUAUUACCACCCUGGCAUCAACCUAAAAAAAGUCCACUACGACAGCAUUAAGCUGUACGAGCAGCUGGAAGCAGAGACCGGACAGGCUGUGGGCUUCCACCAGCCAGGCAGCGUUCGGAUUGCCUCGACAGCCGCCCGCGUGGACGAGAUGAGGUACCAGAUGACUCGCACCCACUGGCACGUGACGGAGCAGUACAUGAUCGGGCCCGAGAAGGUCCAGGAGCUCUUUCCUUUGCUCAAUAUGGAUAAGGUCUUGGCCGGACUGUACACCCCGGGAGAUGGCCACAUCGACCCAUACUCUCUGACCAUGGCGCUGGCGGCGGGCGCUCGCAUGUAUGGCGCCCAAAUCUACAACCCCGCCCCCGUCACAGGACUCACGCCCACAUCUGACGGCAAAUGGGACGUGCAGACGCCUCACGGCACUAUCAGGGCCAAUCGUGUCGUCAAUGCCACAGGUUUCUGGGCCCGUGAGGUGGGGAAGUUAAUUGGCUUUGACCAUCCAACCAUUCCAGUCCAUCACCAGUACGUCGUGACAGCGACCGUGCCGGAGGUAAAGGCUCUGAAAAAGGAGCUCGCCGUCAUCCGAGACCUGGAGGGCUCUUACUACCUGCGCCAGGAAAGAGAUGGCCUUUUGUUCGGGCCUUAUGAAAAGAUGGAGAAGAUGGUGCUGCAAGACUCUUGGGUUAGAGACGGCGUACCCCCAGGUUUUGGAAAGGAGCUGUUUGAAUCUGACCUGGAUCGGAUCAUGGAGCACGUGGAAAUGGCCAUGGAGAUGGUCCCCGUGCUAAAGAAAGCAGAUAUCAUCAAUAUUGUAUCCGGCCCGAUCACGUACACCCCGGACCUGCUGCCAAUGGUCGGACCGCAUCAAGGAAUUCGGAACUACUGGACCGCCAUCGGAUUCGGAUAUGGAGUGAUCCAUGCCGGCGGUGUUGGGAAAUUCCUGAGCGACUGGAUUAGAAAUGGCGAGCCUCCUUACGACCUGAUUGAGUGCGACCCCAACCGUUACUCGAGCUGGGUCGACGUGCCCUUCCUUUGCGCCAAAGCCAGAGAAUCCUAUGGCUUUAAUAAUGUGGUCGGCUACCCCAAGGAGGAGCGCUUCGCCGGACGACCGACCUACCGGAAGAGUGGCGUUUACGAUCUUCUCCAGGACAAAGGCUCCAUGGGCUUCCAUGCCGGCUGGGAACAACCCCAUUGGUUCUACAAACCGGGAGACGAAACCGGAUACAAACCCAGUUUCAGACGCACGAACUGGUUCGAACCUGUCGGUCGAGAGUGCAAACUGGUGAUGGAGAAGGUGGGAGUAAUAGACCUGAGCCCUUUCGGCAAAUUCACCGUGAGAGGCAAGGACUCUCUCAAGUUACUGGACCGCCUGUUCGCUAACACCAUGCCCAAGGUGGGUCAGACAAACAUCAGCCACAUGUUGACACCCACCGGGAGAGUCUAUGCCGAGGUCACGAUCACCCAGUUAACGCCUGGAGAGUUUUUGCUCAUUACCGGCUCGGGAUCGGAGCUACAUGACCUCAGGUGGAUAGAAACGGAAGCGGCCGUCGGCGGCUACGACGUCGACAUCGUCAACGUGACGGAAGAAAUUGGCGUGCUGGGGGUCGCCGGGCCAAAUUCUCGGAAGGUCCUUCAGAAGCUCACCCAAGAGGACAUGAGUCAUUCGGCCUUUAAAUUUCUCCAGUGCAAGUUCAUCCAAUUGGCCGGUGUUUCGCUGCGAGCCAUCAGGAUCUCUUAUACAGGCGAACUAGGAUGGGAGCUGUACAUUGACCAGAAGGACAUGGCGACGGUGUACCAGGCCAUCAUGGAAGCGGGACGAGAGGAAGGCAUCGACAACUUCGGCACCUACGCCAUGGCUUCCCUCCGGCUGGAGAAGGGCUUCAGAGGAUGGGGAGCUGAGAUGAACUGUGACACCAACCCACUGGAAGCGGGCUUAGACUAUUUCAUCAAACUCAACAAGCCGGCGGACUUCAUCGGCAAGGCGGCACUUCAGGAGAUAAAAGCCAAGGGCCUGAAGAGGAAGUUGUCUUACCUCGCGGUGGAGACGGACGACAUUGACCCGGAAGGCAAUGAGACUGUGUGGCACCAAGGCGAGGUGGUCGGCAAUACCACGUCGGGGGCUUACAGCUACAACGGCCGGCACAGCCUGGCGUUCGCCUACCUCCCUGUGGGGCUCUCCUCAGUGGGCCAGAAGGUGGAGGUGGAGUUGCUGGGAAAGAAAUACCCAGCCUCGGUAAUCCAGGAGCCACUGAUGCUCACCGAGCCUACACGGACUCGCCUGCAGAACAAAGCCAAGAGCAAAGCUUAAGAACACAUUGGUCAGGAAUCCCGUUAUUUGGACUCUGGCGCGUUCUCGGUCCAGUUUUAUGAUAUUCGUGAAUCACAAUGUCUUAAAAUCAUUUUAGAAUUCCACGGUUUACAUUUUGUUUGGUAUUACUUUGCUAAUAAUGUAAUUACUGUGGGUGUCGUAUUACAAUUUUGUACAGUUUUUAUAAUUAAAUUAACAUACUGCACAUGAAUACCUUAAGAAAUAAAUUAUCUUCUGGAUGGAUAUAUUUUGAUGAAAUAUAAUAAAUAUCGGGGCUGUAAAUUUUCCUUUUU